Messenger RNA from Drosophila subpulchrella, 612 nucleotides. RefSeq names its product histone H1-like. NCBI's taxonomy places the organism in Eukaryota, Metazoa, Arthropoda, Insecta, Diptera, Drosophilidae. The coding region runs from base 1 to 612 and encodes 203 amino acids. Gene Ontology annotation, cellular component: nucleosome. The transcript has 2 exons. Gene Ontology annotation, molecular function: DNA binding; structural constituent of chromatin. The record is from RefSeq and is a predicted model, not a curated record. Gene Ontology annotation, biological process: nucleosome assembly.
AUGUCUGAUUCUGCAGUUGCAACGUCCGCUUCCCCAGUGGCUGCCCCGUCAGUGUCAGUUGAGAAGAAGGUGGCCACCAAGAAGGCAUCUGGAUCCGCUGCCCCAAAGGUGAAAAGGGCUGCUGCCCCGCCAUCGCAUCCGCCAACUCAACAAAUGGUGGACGCAUCCAUCAAGAAUUUGAAGGAACGUGGCGGCUCAUCGCUUCUGGCAAUUAAGAAAUACAUCACUGCCACCUAUAAAUGCGAUGCCCAGAAGCUGGCUCCAUUCAUCAAGAAAUACUUGAAAUCCGCCGUGGAUCCGAAGCCGAAGCCUGCGUCUGCUGAGAAGAAGGUGAAAAGCAAGAAGGUAGCCGUCAAGAAGACCGGAUCCACCGCCAAGAAAGCUGCCGCCGGAGCUGACGAGAAGAAGCCCAAGGCUAAGAAGGCUGUUACCACCAAAAAGACCGCAGAGAAGAAGAAAACCGAAAAGGCAAAGGCCAAGGAUGCCAAGAAAACUGGAACCGUAAAGGCGAAGCCAACAGCAGCGAAGGCCAAGUCGAUCGCAGCGAAGCCAAAGGCGGCGAAAGCACCAAAGGCCAAGCCAGCGGCGUCUGCUAAGCCCAAAAGGCGGUGA